CAUCUACACUUGACCUUCCCCAUCUAGAGCAACUUCCGCAAUGUUGAGCUGGAAAUUGCCUAUCGUAUCGUCGUGUGUGUGACUUCUAGCUCCGUACUUAGUACCUACGAUGCGUAUCCUCACGGUCCUCCCGCUCCUCUCUGUUGCGCUCGCAGCAGCAGCACCUCAGAAGGCGAUAUCUCCCCAUGCCGUCGUCGCAGAUAUCCAGCAAUCGGCGUUGAUGGACAACCUCGCGCGUCUGGCCAGGAUUGCCGAAAACAACGGUGGCAAUCGAGCCUUCGGCCUGCCCGGAUACCGAGCCAGCGUGGAUUUUGUCCUCGAGCGGCUGGCGAAGUUCGGACGGACGGUGGAUUUCCACGAGCAGGCUUUUCAGGCGUUGUUUGCCAUCGUCGAUGACAUCCAGCUGAGCGCGGUGGGCGGCGAGGAUGUGUAUGUUUUCGGCCUGACGUACAGUCCUUCGACGGUGCCUGGGGGAGUGACGGCAGAGUUGGUGCUCGCUCCUGAUGGCCUCGAGGGGUGUUCCGCGGCUGGCUUCGACGGCCGCGAUGUCAAGGACAAGAUCGUGUUGACGCAGCGGUUCCGCUGUCCCGAUGGCACCACGCUGGGAGGAAGGGUCAGAGCUGCGGUUGCGGCGGGUGCUGUCGCCGUCAUCGUCUAUCACGAUCUUCCCACCAAGCCAACGGCGGGAACCCCGAGUGCUCCGGAUCCUGUCGGCUACCGCUCGGCAGGAUUCAUCAAUAAGGCGGACGGCGAAGCGUGGCGUGCUCGCAUCGAAGCCGGGGAAACCAUCCAGGUCAACUUCCGGCACCUCCAGACGAUCGAGAACCGGACGACGUGGAAUGUCAUCGCCGAGACAAAGGGUGGCGAUCCAUCCAGCGUGAUAGUGCUCGGAGCACAUCUGGAUUCCGUCCAAGCGGGACCGGGUGUUAACGACGACGGAUCCGGAACAUCUUUGAUAAUGGAGCUACUUGCAUCGACGCAGCAGUACCGACCCAACCUCAAGCUACGGUUCUGCUGGUGGGGGGCCGAAGAAAAUGGUCUUCUCGGAUCCAAACAUUACGUUGCCGCCCUACCGGCAAGGGAUCUGCAAAACAUCCGAGCAUAUCUCAACUUCGAUAUGGUAAGCCGCGGCUAUUUCGGCGUCUUCGACGGCGACGGCAGCACGCACGGGCUAGCCGGUGCCGCAGGCAGCGGGGUGAUCGAGGCGCUGCUUGCGGAAUACCUAGAGAAGAAGGAGCACGUUACCGUGACCCCCGCCGUGUUCACCGGCGGCAGUGACUAUGCUAGUUUCAUGUCGCAGGGCAUUCCGGUUGGCGGGUUGCAUACCGGAACUGGGGUGGAACAGGAUGCCUGCUACCAUCAGGAGUGCGAUGGUUACGGCAAUGCCAACGCUACCGUCCUGGCCAAGAAUGCGAGGACUGCUGGGCAUGUUAUGGCUCGAUUGGCCAUUGAUGGAAAGAAGCUGAUACCCAAGUGGAACUCUACUGCCGCGGUAGCAGACAGGCGUAGCGGUAUGAGCGCCAUGUUGGUGAAUGAUCAGGGGUUUGCGUGGGGCGUUGAGGAAGGAGGGAGACAUACGGGAUGUGAACUCGGUGACGAGUAG
Tricharina praecox is the source of this 1603-nucleotide messenger RNA. RefSeq lists its product as uncharacterized. The transcript has 5 exons. Gene Ontology annotation, biological process: proteolysis. NCBI's taxonomy places the organism in Eukaryota, Fungi, Ascomycota, Pezizomycetes, Pezizales, Pyronemataceae. The record is from RefSeq and is a predicted model, not a curated record. The coding region runs from base 110 to 1603 and encodes 497 amino acids. Gene Ontology annotation, molecular function: metalloexopeptidase activity.